AUGGCGACGUCCGCGUCGGUGUACAACUACCAGCGGACGGUGCGCCAGAUCCUGAAGCGCCACCGCAAGGACCCCGCAAGCUUCAUUGUACAUAUCCAUCCGCAGUUUAUGCGCUUUGAAAAGCAGGAUGGGUGCUUCCUUUUUGAGUCGCGCACCAAAGACUUUCUCCACUAUAUCCGGGACCAGACGCUGCCGGUCGACCUCGUGGACGUGUUUGAGCAGGCGGGCGUCCCGUUCUUUGAGGGGUGCCUCAUGGUCGAGGUCCACGACCACCGCAAACCGACCGCAAGCGCGGCAGAAAACAGCGCACGCAACGAGUACGGCCGCAUGGACCGGAACAAUACCGAGCUGAUGUACCUCCGCGACGGCGGGCGCUACGGGCGCCGGACGACGGGCGCACUCGGACGCCCGGGCGCGCCUGAAGAUACGUAUCCGGGGCCGGACGGCGUCGAGAUCUACCGCGUCGUCCUCCAGCCGACCGUCGAGGGGGUGUGGAACGAUUUGAAGGCCAUGGACGCCAAGCUGGGGGGGAUCUGGAGCGACGAGGACGCACUGCGCGUCGAGGCCGCGAUCGUAAACCUGACGGCGCCGCCGCUGUGCCUCACCCCGGAUCCCCACGCGAUGCACAUCGCAAACUUGAUGCUGAGCAGCACGAUGCCCCCGGCCUACUAUCCCCACACACCGAGCUUCCAGCGGUACCGCCGCGAAAAAGGGACCGGCCACAAGCUCAACUCGGUCGAGCUCGAGCUCGAGCGGUCGCAGGACGCACGCCGCGAGCAGAUCAUGUCGAUGAUGAAGGACGGCUGGGCGACGACGCCGGCGCCGGCGAAUACGACCGACCUGGGGUCGACCGACGGAUCGUUCGUGCCCACCUUUUCGCGCCUGGACUUUUUGCGCAACUGGCGCAAGGCGCGCGCGGGCGACGGCGCGCCGGACGCCAAUGCACAGCCCAACGGCAAAGUCCCAGAGAUGGCCAAGGCGACGCCGCCCAAGAAGAAAAAGACGGCCAAGGGCAAAGCAGAGGAGAAGAAGGACGAGUCGGCGGCCUCGCCCGACGCCGCAUCGCCCCCGCAAAAGGGGCGCGCAAAGGCGAAACGGCGCAAGACCGAAGAGGUCGCGUCGCCCCUCGAAAAGCCGGCGCCGGCGCCGAAACAAAAGUCGGUCCUCUAUCCCGGCGGCCAGCCGUUUCCGGGCAAGGCCAACGCGCAGUUCCCCGCAUACAACAUGCAGGCCGACAAGCCGAUGGUACUGCCGGGCCAGGGCGUCGCGAUGAACCACAAUGUCCUGCCGAACGGCGCCAUGAUGCCGGGCUUUGGCACGCCGACGCUCGGCAUGCAAGGCCUCCCGUCCGCCUUCAACUCACCGCAGCAGGGCAUGCAGCCGGUGGAGCAGGAAGGCACUUCGUGGAUGUAUUCGUAG
This is a messenger RNA of Malassezia japonica, 1419 nucleotides long. RefSeq lists its product as uncharacterized. Lineage: Eukaryota; Fungi; Basidiomycota; Malasseziomycetes; Malasseziales; Malasseziaceae. Gene Ontology annotation, molecular function: transcription coregulator activity. The coding region runs from base 1 to 1419 and encodes 472 amino acids. Gene Ontology annotation, biological process: regulation of transcription by RNA polymerase II. Gene Ontology annotation, cellular component: SAGA complex. The transcript has a single exon. The record is from RefSeq and is a predicted model, not a curated record.